CUCACUUCUUCGUGCGCGUCUCUCGAGUUUCACCGGUCAAGCUCCCUCUCUCUAGCCUUCCAGCCCUCCGAACCAAGUAAGCUUCUUUCUUUCUUCCUUAGUUUUUCCUUUCUUCUCUGCCUUUCUCACCGAUCAAUGUCUUCCCCGGAUAGCCAAGAUAUUUCUGCCUCGGAUGCCCGCGCAUCCGAGGAAUCCCUUUCCUCUUCUUAUUCGACCGGGUCAUCUUCUCCCAUCCCUAAGCCCCGAUCGAAUCCCAACUCUAGCAUCCCUGAGCCGCAGCCGUUAAACCAGAUGCCCGGUCACCUUUUUGCAGAGAGGGAGGAGCCGGUCAAUGACGAACCGCCCCCCUACGACCCGGAAAAAGAGACCCGGGACCAGUGGGUGGAGAGGUUAGAUGCAGCCGGUUACUCUCCCCUCCCCACCUCCUUCGUUACAGACAUAUACCCCCAUGUUUCUAAGAUAGCCUUGAAUAAAGCCCGUAGGAACCUCCCGGUGGGCUAUGUCCUCGAAUUCGACGAGAGCUGGCCCAACAUCAUCGAACCUCACCGGGAGGAUAGGAUAGGUUUUCAUAUCGCUUCCUUAGAGAGCGGUAUCGUUUUUCCCCUCCGCCCCCUCUUGGUUGAGUUGUGUCACUGCUUCGGGAUCCUUCCCGGACAGAUAACACCCAAUGCUCACCGGUUGCUUAACGCCUUUGCCAACAUCUGCACAUCUCUCCACAUCGACCCCUCCCUUUGCCUCUUCCUUUAUAUGUUUGAGGUUCGUCCCGGCAAACCGGGUUGCGAAGGUUUUGUCUAUUUUAAGGGACGAAACAAUCGUAAGUUUAUCUCUGACCUUCCACAAAGCAACCGGUUGUGGAAGGAAAAAUUCGUCUUCAUAAGAUUUCCCCCGUCCGUCACUCCUUUGGCCGGCUUGAAGUGGAGUGACCAUCUCCUCAAGCACCAGUUCACCGAACCGCCGGCCACCCCGGAUCUGGAAGAGAGCCGGGAGCAGCUUCUCAAAGGGGACCCCAACACCGGUCAGAUGUACCAUUACGGGGGUUGGGUCUGGCGCGUCCAACCGGGUGACGAGGGUUCCUCCCGGGCCCAUGAAGCAGCGGGGCGCGGGGGACCCUCCCCGGGCAACACUGCGGAGGCUGGAGACCCAAGUCACCCAGGUAUCCACUUAUUUCCUUCUUUGCUUUCUUUCCCGAUUAAACCGGUCAUAGCCUGAAUACUUAUAGUUUUUUUUGCUUGUUUUGUAGACAUGAAUUUCAGAG
Cuscuta campestris is the source of this 1255-nucleotide messenger RNA. The record is from the annotation of a GenBank genome assembly. Lineage: Eukaryota; Viridiplantae; Streptophyta; Magnoliopsida; Solanales; Convolvulaceae.